Molecule: messenger RNA, 934 nt
Organism: Mangifera indica (mango)
Lineage: Eukaryota; Viridiplantae; Streptophyta; Magnoliopsida; Sapindales; Anacardiaceae
Product: heavy metal-associated isoprenylated plant protein 4
Exons: 4
Coding region: 79-798 (239 amino acids)
Molecular function (GO): metal ion binding
Source: RefSeq, a predicted model, not a curated record
CUUUCUCUUUUCUAAUUAUGCUGUAAAAGUGUUCAUUGUAGUUCACAGAGUGAAUAUUCGUUGCUGAAGGAUUAAUUAAUGGCAGCAAGAGACGAGAAGAAGGAUGGUGGGGCUAUAACGGGUGUAUACAAAGUUAACCUUCACUGCCCACAAUGCGCACGCAAGAUCAGAAGGCCUCUUUUGAGAACCCAAGGAGUUCAAAGUGUGGAUGUUGAUUUUGAGAAAAGCGAGUUUAAGGUUAGGGGCAUGAUCGAUGUGAUUAAAAUUCAUAAGUUAAUUGAAAAAAAAAGUAAGAAAAAGGUGGAAUUGAUAUCACCCCAAAUAAAAUCCAAGGAGAAAGAGGGUGCUGACACUGAUCAGAAGAAACCCAAGGAAACAAAAGAGCCUACUAUACGCUCUAUAUCCGUGAAGGUUCAUAUGCACUGCGACAAAUGUGAGUUUGAUCUGCGGAAAAAAUUACUCAAGCACAAAGGUAUUCACACGGUUAAAAGUGAUAUAAAAGCUCAAACUUUGACAGUCCAGGGAAGUAUUGAGUCUGAUAAACUUGUAUCAUACUUGCGGAAGAAGGUGCACAAAUAUGCAGAGAUCAUUCCUCCAAAACCGGAGAAAAAAGAGGAAAAGAAAGAAAAGGAAAAAGUUGAAGUCAAAUCCACAGAGUCAACCAAAAUUGUCGAAUUUAAACAAGAGGAAAAGGUGGAGGUUAAGAGCAAGGAGAGCAGUGCUCCAUAUUUUAUACACCAUGUUUACGCCCCCCAGUUAUUUAGUGAUGAAAAUCCAAAUGCUUGUUCUAUCAUGUAGAAAUAAAUUUAUAUAUAGUGCUCUCAGGGACAGUACAAGGGGUUUAAAACUGUAAAUGUCCCUUCAUUUGAUAACAUAUGCAUAUUUAACUCGUCUGUUGCAAAUACAUACAAUAUAUGGUUUUGCUUGUUUAUUC